UGCUUUGAGAAAGAGGCCAGUGUCCCCUACUUCCUGCCACAGAUCUCCCCCUCUCUGAGCCUCAGUAUCCUCCUCUGCAAAAUGGGGCCACUACCAUGUGCCUCACGCAGUUGGAAGGAGAGAUGUGAGAUUGUGCUGAAAUAGAACACUGGUGGGAGGUUUUGUUAUUGGACGUUUGCAAUACUGUAGGCAGACUUCUGAGCAGCCACAGGUGGCUCUGCUGUUCCUUUUCCUGUGGCUUAGGACCAGAACACCUGACGGAAUCACUUAUAAGCCUUUAAGGGCAGAUGUCAGGGUGGGACCAUUAAGCUUCCCACCUUUACCCCAGCACGUGAAGGCCACAGCUUGGCUCCCCAAACUCCUGCCCUUGUGCCACAGCAGAGCAGGGCCCCCAUUUGGCAGAGGUGGAAGUUGAGGCCCAGACAUGGGAUGGGACUUCUCCAUGGUUGCAGAAGUAGUUCUGGUGGAACAGAAAGGGCGUGGCUUUACUAAGCCCACAUGGCAGGACUUUGAACGCCAGCUUCUGGGGUGCGUCCUCCCCAGUCAGCAGGAGCCACUGAAGGUUCCACAAGAGGGCUGACUUGCGCUGUCUCUGACAUGGGGCACCGCGGGGGCUUUGGUGGUCUAGGAUGUGCCUGUAGAGGGUGGCCUCGUGGUGCGGAGGCCACAGAAGAGUGGGACACAGCGUCGUGGAACCACGGAGUGGGAUAGCUGUGUGGCAGCAUGGCCACCAGCCCCUUCUAGGCACACAUGGAGGGUCUGAAAGGAGACCCCUGUCCCACGAGUGAGACAGAUUAAGGAGCACUGUUGGUCAGCAUUGGGGGUUUCUGGCAGUGAGAACUUGGUGAGGGGUCGGUCCAGCCACUCAGCAGCCAGAGCCUCAGAGCCAGCUCCAGUGCAGGCACCAACCUCCAGCUUCUGCUCUUACUGUGUGAUGCGGGGUCCCCAGCUAGGUCGGCUCUUCCAUGCCCAGCAUGACAGCACAGGGGAGGACCUGGUGAACUUCACUGAGCCAGAGACCACAGAGUUCAUCAUCUUGGAGCUGCUGGCCAGUCUGUACUCAUGUGGGGACCAGAACACACUGGUGGAGCAGUUGGCAGAAGAGGCACAGCGGCGCGACCAGAUGCUGCGCAUGCACCACAUGCUGAAGGAGGUGCUCACCAUCAUCUGGGACAUGAGCACGACCACCGUGAGCCUGCAGGUGGACGAUUCCUGGCUGCAGGUGCAGAGCGUCCCGGAUGAACGCAGAUACCAGGGCCGGCCCCCACGGCCCCAAAGUCCCCCAGCCUGGGCCACCGAGAGGAGUGCCAAGGGGGCAGUGGCGUGGCCCCUCCCCAGGGUGGCUCCCACCUGGAGUGAGAGGCGGAGCUUGCCAAGGAGCACUGGCUGCGGGGCGGGGUGGAGCUGGGCUGUUGGUGCUGCUGGGGUGGGGCUUAAAAUCUGGCGACCUCAUUGGGGCCUGGCAGGGAGGAGCUUCCUUGCAUGGGCGUGGCUGGCACUGGGCUGGGGCGGGGCCUCGGGGCAGAACCGCACAUUUCUCCUGUCCGUGUGCCUUGCUGCCUGUCGCCUUGCAGGUCGCCCAAGUUCAGCUCCGGGAUACCCAGCCCCCGCCAUGUCCCCAGCCCAGCCUGGGUUGCGGGCCCGGCUUCUGGGCUUCCUCCUGCUGGUCUGCCCUUGGGGAAGUGCCACCCCAUAUUCUCCAGACCAGAGGCUUCCCCUGAUCCCUUCGACCCUACUCGCCAGGUGCUCUCAUGCCCCACUCGGGAUCACCAAGUAAGUAGGGGCUGAAAGCAGCCAAAGAGGCCGCUGGACGGGUGUGGCCGGGAAAGAAAUGGGACUGGAUUGCAGAGCAUCGGACCUGGCCGCCAGAACUGGCCAUCUCCAUCCAAGAAACUGGGACCAUGGCUGCUGGAGUCACUUCUCUUCUCAGAGACCUCCCUUUCCAAGUCUGCCUGGGCGGGUGUCCUGUGACUUGACAGUGGCUCCCGCAGCCCCAAAGCCAGCCCCCUUCAUCUGUGACUUAGUCUGUUGUAGUGGUGAGCUGACAUAUCCAGGCGUGACCAUUGCUGAAAACUUGUGCUCUCUCUGUGGUAUGCCCCUGCCCUGUUCUAUAAAUAGCUAUAAAUUCUCACACACACACACACACACACACACACACACACACACACCUGACUGCCUCACCUCUAGCAUGGGAAUCAGUCCUUGUGCUGUCCUUGCAGAGUCUUGUGGCCCAGCAAGAGGAAGCUGUCUCCUGACAUUGCCCCUCGAAAGGGCACCACCUCCAGGGAGCCUCCCUGUCAUGCCCGGCCUGUGGACAACCAGCCCCCGCCAUCCUUCCCGCCCUUCUGGGCAGUCAUGGGGUUGCUGUGCAGGCAGCUGUGUGGACUCAGUCUCUUCCAGUCCUGCUGUCCCUCGGCUGAGAAUCCAACCCAUUUGUGGAUGACAGAGAAUGUGUCUUCUGCUGACUGUGUUCUCUGUGGAGCUCAGGGGAGGGAAAAGUCCAAGCUAUUUUUAGGGUACUGUUGGGAGCAGUGAAAAGGUCACACCCUUUCCAAGGGACACUUUUCCUAGAAAGUCCCUGGAGCUUAGCUGGUUCUUAUCCUGUGAAGCCGCUCUGGCCAGUAGGGGGCAGGGCCGUGAUCUCAACCUGGAGGGAGCCUGCAGGGCAGCCUGUACUCUGGAGGGACAGACAGGCCACCCGGUGCAGACAGGAGAGAGAGGCAGGGGGACGGAAUGGAAGACACUUGGAGUGGGUGAAAGUCAGUGCCCUUGGGUGCUGGUGUUGUCUUCCCGGCCACAGCUAGAUCAGUCUUCUGAACCUGUUGGCUGUCAGGGCUGCACUGUGCCCAUUAGGCACCAUGGCAAUCACCGUGAAAUCCACCAGGUGUCACCAGGCAGCAUCCAGGCAACAGGCCUGGAAGAUCCCCAGCAGCCCAACUGGACAUGCUCAGACACUCUGGGGCUCCUCUUUCAAUGGGACAAACUGCAGGACCCACUGAGGGAAACGGGAACAUACCAGGCUGAGCAGUAUGGCUAAAUCCAUUUAUUCCCAAAUAAAAAGCAAAACAGGAGUCCCAUCACCAUGACUCCGUCCCUGCCAAAUAAGUUUCCCAGCUGCAAAUAACUAUCAGAACCUCUUCCUCAUAUGCCAGCUGCAACCUCCGCUAGGUACAAUACAUACAGAAUGUUACACAGAUACAGUAUGUACAUGGGGGACGGGCGGGUCACCCCUAGCAGCCCGUGCCCUCGCCUGGUCUACAGUUAGCUCCACUGUCCUGCCUGAGCUGCCUCUCUGAGUAAGAAGAUGGGAGCGCCCCUAAGAGAAAAGUUGCCUUGGUGAGAGUAAGGAGGCCAUCGCACCUCCUCCAAACAAACCAAAUCCAUCAACCUCUGGCUCUUAAAUAACAAACAUCAUCAUCCAGAAAUGUAAGGACUCAGCCUUGGUCAAGGUGGUAAAGGGUCUGUUUUUCUCUCUCCAUUAGACAGGGGUCUUACCUUGCUACCUAAUGGUAAAGGGGUGACUGGGAAGGGGUUGUAGGGACAUGGUGGGGGUGAAGACUCCAGACCCACUUCUCCAGGCUUAUGCUGACGGGCCUGCUUUUAUUUAUUUUUAUCCCAUGACUUUUUCCCGUAACUUCUUUCUCAUAACUUUUUAAAAAAACUUUUCAUUUUUUCCCCUUUUUUCUACAACUUUUUGUCACAAUUUUUCCACCA
This is a messenger RNA of Rhinopithecus roxellana (golden snub-nosed monkey), 3714 nucleotides long. RefSeq lists its product as uncharacterized. The record is from RefSeq and is a predicted model, not a curated record. The transcript is spliced from 4 exons. Bases 935 to 1777 code for a protein of 280 amino acids. Lineage: Eukaryota; Metazoa; Chordata; Mammalia; Primates; Cercopithecidae.